AAGGUGACCUAGACACUGUAUACAGUGCAGUGAACAAUGACCUUAAUGUCAUUGUGCAUGGGAUGAUAUGCUUGUGUAGUUUACAAUACACAUGUGUGGAAUGACGGUUAAAUUCAUUCACUCAUUCAGCGAUUGAACGAAGGCUGAACCGUGUUAAACCAAGACACAAACAUGAUUUUACUGACGAAUUGGGGCAGAAAUUGGCUGUACAGUUACUGCUAAUUCUGAGAUAAAUUACUCAAAUUUUGAGGCCAGUUGUAACUUGCCCACUCUGCCAGUGACAGUGAGUCCAGUUUUGUCAACUGAAGGAAAUUGAUACAGUUUGGUUUGUCCACACCGAAGUGAAGGAUUAAUUGUUCCAGGGAAUUUUCAUCAUGAUGAAGUUGAGGAGUUCGCGUUUGGUGGCCUCCAGAGCGGCCCAGAAACAGGACGAAUCGCCAUUCUUGCCUCCAGCUUAUGAGGCGAAUGGAACCAGGCCAAGAUUAAAGUUUGAUUCACCGGAGAAGACCGAAGAGUGGCUGGCAUCCAGGGAAAAAACAGACUACACAUACUCCAGAAGUGCAAGUUACAGUGUGGACGGCCAGACCAGCGGCUACGAGAUUCCCAUCAUGUCCCGCGUGUCCAGGGGUUCCUUUCUGCGAGACACCAGCUCACCAGCAAGACGCAGCCAGCUCCAGGGAGAGGGGACGGCCAGCCCGAACCGGCGCAGCAGCCGACUGGCCCAAAAGCACAGCGUGCACGAUACUUCCGCCACAUCAAGAUUUAAUCAGUCGCAGACCCGUUCCCUCCAAGUGAGCCAUAGUGAAAGCCACAGCGAAAGCCACAGCGAAAGCCACAGUGCCACCAACCUGCAGACCGCGUCUUUCAACGGUCACUAUGAGGACGGGAGCCAAGAUGCGGUCUGGCCGUCGUCCACAUCAACCAUGGCGUCGUCAGCGUCCCGUCUGGCGCGAGGAACGAGGGACGCGACCGGGAGGAGCGGAAUGUACCACCAGGUCCAUCACGGCAGGGAGCAUUCUAUCAAUCAUAUGUACGGGCUGGAUGGACAUGAUGAGAGUGAAAUAUCAGAUACCGAAUCCAGUUCAGCAGUGACGUCAGGAGUAAGCAGUCGCACGUCGGGUAGAUGGGGCACUGUAGACCACGCCCACCACACCCACCACGCCCACCACGCCCACCAUGCCCAAUCCUCCACCUGGUUCUUCCCACUCACCAUCCUCACUACCAUCGUGACCUCGGUCGUGUCGGUGGUCACCACCGUGACCCACACGUCCUACACGUUUCUUGCCAGGGCCGUCUACGGCUCGUCCACGGGAAGUUCUGUGAGUGCUGCGUUCAGGACAGGCACGGUGUCUUCUAGAAUAGUUUAUGUGUGUUCCAGUCUGAUGGAGGUAGUCAGUGUAGCCGUGUAUCGCUGUGUGACGUAUCUCAUGUGUAUGGAUGUCUGGUGGCUCAUCUACACCAAAACGACAACUUUAGCACUCCUUGGAGGUCUAGCCUCAUUGCUGGGCCUAGGGUCGGCCAGUCAGACAGACAGUGCAGCCAUGACAUCGGCGAUGUUACUAGAGAAGAAGAGAAAGCGACGAUCCUGCUGUCUCUGUCUCUUACUGCUGCUGGGGACGUUAGCCUCCUCAUAUCUUUUGUUAGCAGUGGCCCCGCUGUUAAUGGCUGUAACAAGGAAUGAGACAAAGACUGACUCUCCUCUUCACACUGUGGAUGAGCAGCUUGGUCUACUAGUAGGCAAGAUCGGAGGGAGUUCCUCAGAUGACGGCGAUGAUGGAGGUGCAGCAGCAGCAGCAGCCUUCAUGGCCGGAGCCGGCUGUCUGCAGUGCCUUAAACAAGACGACCUCAUGGCCUUGAUUGGGGUCGUGGUCAACGGUCAACUGGAUGACCUGAAGUCCGAGGUCGCAUCUCAGAAGCAGCAAAUACUGGCUAUGCAACAGUUAAGCAGUGAUCAGGAAAUUCAAAUCAAGGACCUUCAGGAGCAGUUGGGCCAUCUGACUGCCGCCCAGGGACGGCCAAACGACCGCACGCUGCUCUACCUGAACACCAUGGAGGGUCAGCUGACAAGGGUCAGAGGUCAGCUGCGCAGUCUACAGCUGAGUAGACUGCGAGGGGAGCAGGACUCUGGAAGGGAGAGUACAGAGAGAUCAACGAUUAUCGUUGGUCUGAGUGACGACCUGCAGAUGCUUGGGAAGGAUGUUGCUGGAUUGCAAGCAGAACUAGAGAGCUUCCAUGCCCAGCAGGUGCUUGAAAUCAGUAAAGCUCAACAAGAAAGCAAUCAUUUGCAUGGCGAAUUGCACUCAGUUCAUGCAAGCAUGCUCUCCUGGGAGGAAAGACUAAGCGUGAACGUCACAUUUCUGGAAAUGAAACUCAAGGGGUUGCUCAAUGACGUAGAGCUACUGAAAUCAGACGGGAGGCAGAGCACGGCCAAGCUGGAAGGGCUCAUUGACAGAGCCAACUCCUUUGAGUCCGGGCUCUCAGAUGUCAGGGCCGAGGUUCGCAAUCUGAAAUCAGAGUUUGGGGACUUUCUUGCCAUGUGGGAGAAGCGAGAAAAAGCAGAGGCUGUGGAUUCUAGGCUGGAACUUCUGAGGAGUGAUUUUGCUUCUUUUAGAGUUUCCCACGGAGAUACCGAGAAAUCACUGAAUGAGCUACAGAACAAAUAUCAGACACUGAGUACUUCGCUUGGAGGGGUGCAGGCAGACGUUAAAGACUUACACUCCUCAGUGGAGGAUCUUGGAACCCAAAGAGUUGGAGCAUUAGAGACCGACUUCAAGCAGCUGAAUACAAAACUUGCCAAAUUAGACUCGGAUUUUAGCUCUUUGCAGGCUAACUUCCUGACCUUACAGGGUACUGCAUCUGGAGUGGUAGACCAGAACAGGCAGGAAAGUUUGGAGUUGAGCAUCUCACAGUCUCAAGAGCAGCUGAAUGUCUUUGUAACAGAUGUUGAUUCUCUGAAACUUCAGAUCAGACAGCUGAGAAGCCAAUUAGAGGAUGUCAGAGCGAGUCAUGAGGAGCAUAAAGUACAAGCAGGGGCAGCCUUCCAGGAACUUAGAUCUGACGUGGGGGAACUAAACAUUAAAUCUGACAGGAUGGUGGUGCUGGAGAAUCUUCAAGGCGAUGCCGAUAGCGACUCACUGGUCAAGCAGCUCUCAGAGGAGCUGGGAUCAGUGAGACUGGACCUGAGAAGGGUAGCAUCUCUUGAAGGAGACAGCAAUCUGGUCACUGAGGUGAACAGCUUGAGAGAGUCCCUGACCUCGACCAAAUCGCAGAUCAACUAUUUUGACACCACCCAAAUGCAGAUGAGCCGAACCUUCACAAGUAGCAUCUCGGAUCUCCGUGACAACAUCAGUGAGAUGAGCCGAGCUAUCGAAGACCAAAAGGCUGCAGCGAUUGGGUUCAAUGCAACCGUCGUCUCGCUGCAGCAAGGACAGGAUAAGCUAGCGGCAUUUGCAACGCGGAAGCAGUUGGAAGACCUGGAGAAAGAGAUGGUGAAUGUGAAGGCAACAAUCAGCAAACUUGCAGCAGCUCAGAGCGUCUAUGUGACAACAGGAGACGUCGAUUCUCUCAAGUCGCAGAUCACUGAUGUCAAAUUGCAAGUAAACAACAUACAAGUCCAGCUGACUGACAUGAGUGACUCGUACAUGGGUGAGGCGUCAUCCUACACCACCCUGGCAGCUGAUUUGGCCAAGAUGCAGGGUACCGUCAACCAGCUUGAGGCAAUGCUCUACGAUUCUGACAAGCAACCAAUCAGCCUCACACUCCUGGAGUCUAGGAUUAGCGACCUCACCUCCAUGGUCCAAGACAACGACAAGAAUCUGGCAGCCCUCCUUGCAGCUGGGGGCACGAGAGGAUCUACCGGCUCAAGUGAUGCAGUCAUCUUAUUACAACAAGACUUGGCUGCCAUCAGAUCUGACACAGAUCGCCUGACAGGGAUGAUGUUUCUCCAGGGGGUGGAUGGGGAAUCGACCAAUGUCAUGGCAGGGUUACUGGAUCGAACAGCUGCGUUGGAGGCUAGCAUGGCCCAGAUGAAGUUGGCCGGAGUCGGUGUCGGAGCUGGAGCCGACCAGGACAUCAGAAUUCAGAGACUUCAAAGUGAUGUCAACAGUCUCAAGGAGGACAUGAUGCGACAGAGUGCUCUUCACAGUGCAGGUGCUGGUCUUGGUGUUCUUGGAGCCAGCAUUCAGGAUGACAUGAAGGAAGCCAAGGCCAACAUUACCAGAUUGCAGGUGGACGUCUAUAAAUGCUGCAAGAACAAGACAGGUCUUCUGGGUUGGUGGAGUUCGCCUUGGUUCGGUGGAGGUCAGGGGUCAGCAGCCGAUGGUGUCAACUUCAGUGCCUCUGGUAACAUGGACGAGGAGGCAGUAAAGCACAUUGUCCUGAGUGCCUUGCACAUAUACAGCGCCGACAAGACUGGCAUGGUGGACUACGCAUUGGAGUCAGCCGGAGGGAGCGUCAUCAGCACUCGAUGCUCAGAGACUCACCACUCCAAGACUGCACUACUCAGUAUCUUUGGUAUACCUCUGUGGUACUUGGCCAACUCGCCACGCACAGUCAUACAGCCUGAUGUUCAGCCAGGUAACUGCUGGGCCUUCAAGGGUACCCAGGGCUACAUGGUCAUCCAGCUGGCAGGUAUCAUCAAACCCAGCGCCUUCUCCAUGGAACACAUCCCCAAAUCGCUCUCCCCAACAGGGACCAUAGAGAGUGCCCCCAAGGAGUUCAGUGUCUGGGGUCUACAGGAUGAAGAUGAAACUGAAGGUGUGCUGCUAGGGGAGUACGUCUAUGAUCAAGAUGGUUCACCGCUGCAGUUCUUCCCUAUUGUGAGAGAUGAUGUUGAACCCAUACCGGCUGUCGAGCUGAAGAUCCACAGCAACCAUGGCAACUUGGAGUACACAUGCCUGUACCGCUUCCGCGUGCACGGCACCUUGGAUCGACGGUAGCAAAUCACCCACGCUGGCAGAUUCUCUAAAGGUAUGUCCAAUCUGGGCUGCCGUUAAGGAUGCACAAUAGCGCCCUCUAGUGACAACAGAGCACUGGCGGCGUUAAAAAGAUUACUGUACAAGUGCAUGGGAGCUAAGCUCUGGCCAGUCUCGGGCCAGUUUAGUUGCUUAGUGGAGGUACUUCAAAUUUAUGUGCUAAGCCAGGCCCUGCGAAUUUAUGUGCUAAGCCAGGUCCAGUGGAGGAUCAGUGCUGGACCAGUCACAUGCAAUAAACAUCACGUGAUAUUUUCACUGUUAAUAGGUUUUUGCUGAGCGAAUCUUGUUUUGUGCUUUGCAGCUAUAUGGAGUUACCUUGCCUACCAGUUUGUAAAACAAGAGAGUUGGUUAAAAUGUCGGAGACAUUACUAAAAAAAUUAUUUCUUUUUUUACUGUCUACUUACAUAGUUAAACAAAAAUUGGUGAGGAAGAGAAUGAAUCACUGCAAAAAGCAAAAUUAACAAAUACGCACGGAAAUCAUUUGAUAAAAAAAAACAUCAGCCCCAUUUUUGGAGCCGAGUUUGUUUUCCUUCGUACAAUUAUUGUGGAAUCCCACCGGAUUUUUUAUAACGCCCAUAAGGUGUGCCACAAAUCGUGUACAUAUGUUUUUGUGAAAAUGGUGUUGAAGAUUAAAAGUAUCACCAUUUAAAAAAAAAUAAUGAAGUAACUAUGACAUUGGUUAUUAUGUAAAAUAGAAAAUGCGUAAGAUUAAAAAUGUAAAUAUUUGUUGUCCAAUGCCAAGCAUUGAAUAUGUUCUUCCACUAUAGAUUUAUUAGAAGGUAGUGUGUGCUGGUGUUUUUUUGGGGGGGUUGUAUUGGGAGUUGUGGGGCAUUGGUAGUUUUUGUUUAAUUGAACUUUAUUAACUUAGAGCGUUCAAAGCAGUAGCAUAGCCAAGAAGAUGCAGAGUGCAACGGGCUAGAGAUUUUAACCACUUCGCGCCGGGAUUGUUUUUGCUGAAAAUUUUGAUUUUCGUAGAAGCCAAAAUUUCCCAGCCAAAUUCUUAUGUACAGCCAAACACCACAAAUACUGAUUUGCAAGAGUCAUUUCAACAGUAUUUGUACGAUAUUUCUCGACGAAAUCUCAUAUACUCCGGGUGUGCACUGAAGUGUAAACUGUACAACAAUAGGCCGUGCACAACGGCCAAUUCAAGAUCAACACACAGUCCGCCUCCACAGACUUCACUUGUGUGAGUAUAAGUGUACAAAGGCACGAGGGAUUAGCGUGUUUAGACGUCACCCGGAGGCGAGUCGAGGCAAUCUUGACGUCGUAACCCGUUGGCCAUUCCUGUGUGUAAAAACAGCCAGUGCAUGUUAUCACGUCCCCCGACACAAACUGGCUAAAAGCAACAUCAGGACCUUGAUAUAAGCAAAUCAGGAUGGCAAAAAUGGAUUAACAGGACAAUUCCAUUUAGCAUGAGGCAAACAAAAUCUAGGAUACACACCUGAUUCAAAGUUGAUUGUCGACAACUGAAAUAUGCCCUGGUUCGUCACUCACCUACUUACACAUCGUCCAUUGGCCGAUAUAAAUGGAAUCAAGUACAAUCCAUACACAGGCGUCACAGAAAACAAAAACCACUGUGCGGUGUUCCAAGCUUACCUGUAGGUUUCAGGUGCAGUAGCAUGGCCAAUUUACAAAUGCAGAUCUUUUCAGUUAUUUUGGGGGGUCGUAUUAAAGCUGUGAUGGAGCUUUCUUAGUUUUGUUUCAUCACAAGAAAAAUGUUUAUUUUUGUUUUUAGGUUGGUAACAGUAAUUAUUGGAGCCAGUGGGAAUUUCCCUAACAAUGCAAAUACUCACUUUAUUCUUUUGGUAGCGUGUUUUUAAAGUUUGACAGAGACGCUGUUGUACAGAUUUACUUAAAAAAAGGAAACAAAUUGGACAGUUGUAUCAUACCUUUGUUUGGGAAGUAUUGUAUUGGUUAUCUUUGCUGAGGCUUCACUAGCAAAUAACUUCUGUCUUUUUUGGCAGCAAAUGGGCAUUUGAGUGAUAAAGAAUAGUGCGUUUGGAUCCCCAGCUGAAUGAAAUUUAAAAAUAUGCACAGACAAGUUCACUGUCUUUUCCUUGCAUCAAAUAUGAGUAUCAGUAUAUAUCAGAAUCACUGGUCCUGAAUGAUGCUAGUGUCAUUUUCAAACUGCAUGUAAGCUAUUUGUGGCCACACUGACUUGCCAAAAACUAAUGUUUAAUAGUAACAUUAUUAUUCAUCAGCAGUGUACAUAAUUCAAUGCAUGUCACACAAGCCAUAACAGUUUUUGUUUGUACGGUAAAGUAAAAGUAAUAUCAUAACUACACUAGUGCAGAUGAAGAUGAGGUUUCCAAAAAAGUAGUUGAUAUUUCAGUUGAAAUAUUUGAAUUUGUGGUGCUGUUCAGUUCCUUUCAUCUCCAAAGAAAAUCAAGAUUCAGUAGUUGGCAAUACGAAUAUGCAACAGCGAAGGUUUCAUAUCUUAUGGACAAUCAAUUGCAUAUAUUUCCUAGUUUCAAUUGAAACAUUUAUUUUAAUUUUGAUAACACCAAAAGUGAUUGAAAUAUUUACAUUUAUACCCAUUACAUGUUGCAUUUUUAAAAGAAAUUCCCUAAUUUCCUGAAAUUCAUCACCAUACCAGUGUCGAAUGGCACAUUCUGUGUAAGAAAAUGAAGACAUCCAGUCCCAGUGUAUCAAGUUAUGGUGCUGUGGCCCCGAAGCCAUUAAAAUCAACACAAAAUUGUUGCGUCGGUGCAACAAGGUCGUAACUCGAUUCUGCAACAAAAUCGUAUCUCACACGAAUGCGGUCCGUGCAACAAGGUCUAUCUCGCGUAUCGUGACGUUCGUUGACUCUGUGCGUAGAUCCGGGUUAUGUAAUAUGUAAGAUACGACAUUUAGACGUUGAAAACUUGCGUUUCACAUACAUGACGUCACACGCCAUUUUAGGGAGAUAUAGGACCUUGUUGCACGGACACGACAAAAUGGGAUAUAGAUUUUGAUGGUUUUGGAGGGUUAAAUAUAAUAGCACAUGUAAUUACAGACGGUAACAAAAAGGCAGACGCUUAAUCAAUCAGACAUCUGAAAUAAUCCAUUGAAUGGUUUCAAUAAUUAUUAAAAUCAAUGCUUAUUGAAAUAUUAAUUAUAUAAAAGAUUGUAUCUUCCCUCGUGAAAUAUAAGAACAUUAUGUUGGUAAAUUUUGUUUAAAGCAGAAGAAGUGAAAGUGUUCAAAGUGAAAUUUGCGACAGAAUGUACUUCUGUAUUAAAACAGUGCUUAUUUGUUAUAUAAUUUGGUGUGAUUUUUCUUUGUACAAAGGUUACGGAUUGUUUGUGGAAUUGAGAAACUUAAGAAUAGAAUUUUCUAGAAAUUAUACGAUGUUGAAAUUUAUUUUGAUUGUUUAAUUUUGAAAUAUAUUUUGUGAUCAGAAAGCAAAUAAGCGCUAAGUGUUGAAUGGUAUAUAGUUUAGACUUCUAUUAGUGAAGGAUUUAAUUUUUGAUGCACAUUUGAGAAAUGUAACUUACACACUUGUCGGAUCUUAGAGAACAACUUCAUUUCGUUAAAAUUUAUCUCCAUAUGUGUAUGCAAUAGAGUUUAACAACCAAAGGUGACAGUAGUAUGUAAGGGCUUUCUUUCAUGACUAGUACAAUCAGGCUUAUUGGUAAGAAUACAGAACUCAGCUUGCCUUAUUAGUUAUUUUGUCCAUAAAUGUGAUACUCCUAGGUGCAGUAUAGAUGUAAAUUAGAGGCUUUCUCCAAAGACAUUGGCAAAGAUCAAACUUUUGUAUGAGUUGUAAAUAAGUUAUUAAAGAAACAUUUUGGGAGCAUUUUUGAAUAGUGGCCUAAAGUGUAUUAGUCAUU
Messenger RNA from Patiria miniata (bat star), 8783 nucleotides. RefSeq lists its product as uncharacterized. NCBI's taxonomy places the organism in Eukaryota, Metazoa, Echinodermata, Asteroidea, Valvatida, Asterinidae. Gene Ontology annotation, molecular function: protein-membrane adaptor activity. The transcript has 18 exons. The record is from RefSeq and is a predicted model, not a curated record. Gene Ontology annotation, cellular component: meiotic nuclear membrane microtubule tethering complex; nuclear envelope. Gene Ontology annotation, biological process: nuclear envelope organization. The coding region runs from base 375 to 4937 and encodes 1520 amino acids.